AUGAACAAUCAGAGACAGGAACAAGAGGAAGACUAUUUUGAACACUAUAGAAGACAAUAUCAAAUUAAUGAAGUUUUUGAAAAUUAUUAUGAUACCCAAUCGGAAAGAGGAAAAAAAGAACACAUGAACAGAUUGCUGUGGUUCUUGAUUGCAUUCCCAGCCUUCUUCUUUGUAUCAUUACAGGCCUUUUUGGCUAGUGAUGCUGUUAAUCAUCAGGAUUUGAAGAAUGUUACAAUAAGAUUGGAAGAAGCAAUACCAACUACUGUAGGAAAUAGAGAGAAUAUUUCAGGAGAUCGUUAUGAUGAGUCAUCCUCAAUGCAACAACAAGAAAAAGCAGAGGUGAUUAAAGGACCAAUUUUGGACGUUCCUAAUGAUAAUUAUUUACAAAAAUUAUCAAAAGAUGUAAGAAGAUAUCCAGUUAUUUGGGGAAUUAUUGGAUUGAAUUGUGCCAUGAUGCUUAUGGUAAAAGGAUUCAAAAGAUCGCCAAGAUUCCACGAUUUUUAUUCGAAACAUUUGACUGUUUCAGUACAUAAUUUAUUGAAGAGAAGAUAUCAUACCUUGUUAACCUCCACUUUUGUACAUGGUGAUUGGCUUCACUUAGGUUUUUGCAUGUAUGGCCUUUACAAUAUGGGAUCUCUUACCUAUGAUUUGAUGGGACCUACAACAUUUUUGCUUUUUUAUUUAGGUGCUGGUAUGACUGCAUCAAUGGGUAGUUCCUUACUCAAAUUAAUAACAAAGAAUUAUUAUCAGAGAUCUGUUGGUUCAAGUGGAAGUAUUUUCGCAAUUGUUUUUGCUGGCCUUAAUGUUAUUACAUUUGAGAAGGCCAAAAUGAAUUUAAUUUUCCUUCCAGAUAGUUGGGGAGGUUUCAAUGCCACCUACUUUUUACCAUUAUAUUUUGUUGGUGAAAUUCUUUAUAAUAUCUUCUCGAGAAGAGUCAAAUUGGAUACAGGUGGUCACUUGAGCGGAGCUUUGGCUGGAUAUUUAGCAUUGGAAGCAAUGAAAAAUCAAUCUUAUCACAAGCAAACCAGAAAAGUGGAAUUUAGUGGAAGAAAUACUUAUUAUUUGGGUGAAGUUAAAGAUUUAAAAAAGAAUGGAGCUGGUGCCUUAAUUGGAGGAAAUAUGUCAUAUGUUGGUAAUUUCAAAGAUGGAAAUCCAGAAGGUCAAGGAAUUGUUAUUGUAAAUACAAACGAAGGAACAAAAGCUAUUAAAGGUAUCUUUAAGAAUGGAAACUUUACACCAACCAAAUAA
Messenger RNA from Naegleria gruberi, 1248 nucleotides. RefSeq lists its product as uncharacterized. Gene Ontology annotation, molecular function: serine-type endopeptidase activity. The coding region runs from base 1 to 1248 and encodes 415 amino acids. NCBI's taxonomy places the organism in Eukaryota, Heterolobosea, Eutetramitea, Acrasida, Naegleriidae. Gene Ontology annotation, cellular component: membrane. The transcript is spliced from 2 exons. The record is from RefSeq and is a predicted model, not a curated record.